AGCCACCAUCGAGGUUAGUGCUGGAUAAAUAUGGCGGCAAUGAAGCUCGUCUCCACGGGGAUGGGUUUUCUGCAGUCGUCCGUGCCGUUUUGUAGACAGGCCUGCAGAAGUUCACUUGGAGUGAUGGAGCAGGUCAGGAGCUACUAUGUUGACUGGAGAAUGGUACGGGAUGUGAAAAGGAGACAAAUGGCAUUUGAAUAUGCAGAUACAAGACUGCGCAUCAAUGCCAUUAGGAAGAAUACUGUUUUGCCAAAAGAGCUACAGGAGAUAGCUGAUAAAGAGAUAGCCGCACUGCCUCGAGACAGUUGUCCCGUGCGCAUUCGCAACAGGUGUGUGAUGACAUCUCGUCCACGUGGAGUGAAGCGCAGGUGGCGUCUUAGUCGCAUUGUUUUUCGUCAUUUAGCGGACCACAACAUGAUGUCUGGAAUACAGAGAUCAAUGUGGUGAUCAGCCAUGGGAUUGUAUAAGUGUUCUAUUCUAAAACCUUGUAAUAAAAUAUAUUCUUGCAUAAAAUGCAAAGACGCAGAGCUGCAAAACCAACAAGCACCUGCUCAAAUGUAUUUUUUUCUAUUAAAUUGAUUUCACAUUCAAUUUUU
Sinocyclocheilus rhinocerous is the source of this 596-nucleotide messenger RNA. Its product is annotated as 28S ribosomal protein S14, mitochondrial-like. Gene Ontology annotation, molecular function: structural constituent of ribosome. The record is from RefSeq and is a predicted model, not a curated record. The transcript is spliced from 3 exons. Bases 31 to 447 code for a protein of 138 amino acids. Gene Ontology annotation, biological process: translation. Gene Ontology annotation, cellular component: ribosome; mitochondrial small ribosomal subunit. NCBI's taxonomy places the organism in Eukaryota, Metazoa, Chordata, Actinopteri, Cypriniformes, Cyprinidae.